AUGAAACACCAACAUCCUCCACCACCAGCUUUGUGCAUGUGCUGUGAGAAGAAAGGAGGCCUGGCCGGCAUCUUCAAAAGAUCCGCCAGCAUUGACAACCUGUUUGACGAGGAGAAAGGCGGGCUGUUCAGUGGACUUCUUAAGAAAACACCCAAAGCGUCCGGAGACGAUGCAGAGGACAGAGAGGACCAAAAGGAGCUUUCUGCAAGUAAUGACAGCCUGUUUGAAAACGCCAAGGAGAAAAGUAUUUUCAGUGGCAUGUUUAAAAAGACUCCUAAACCAGCAGAGGGGGCUACAACAGACGAGGAAUUAAGCGAGGAUAAGAAGUCUGAGAAGACUGGAGGACUGGCAGGGAUCUUCAAGAAGUCUCCAAAACCAGCUCCGCGCUCGAUCGCUGCUAAGGAUCCUCUCAGAGACACAAACGAGCUUUACGGCAGCUGCGACAGCCUCGCAGAUACUGCCGAGGAUAAUCUCGGUGAAUUGUCGAACAGUAACGAUAACCUUUCUGAAACGAGCGCGACAAAGGAGAAAAAAGGAGGCUUUGCUGGAAUAUUCAGGAGGACGCCCAAAACAGUUGAACAUCAGGAAAGUGAGGACAUGGAGGCGCCAGCAGGAGGCGGCGGGCUGAGACGCAGGAGAACCAUCAAGAAGAAGAAACGAGUUGUGUCGUUCCGAGUCAAAACAACUCUUCCAAAAAUACCAAAGUUUAAGAGUUCAGACAAGAUGUCUGGUAUUGAGGAGGUUGUUGAGCUGCAGGAGCUGAACCCAGCACAUGACAGCACAGUGGAGGUCCAGUCUGUGGAGAUGGCAGCUUAUCCUACUGAAGGCAGUGGUCUCGCAUCUGAGCCGGAAAGUGAUGAGUUGAUGGAAUGGUGGAACACAGUGAAAGGUUGGGCAGAGUGGAACGAGGCAUCUAACCUCGAGGACGAUGAGGAAAUGGUGAUGGAGCAGGCAGCUGAUCGUGUCUACAUGGCAGCUCGUCUGUUUGUGCGUCUUUUCAACCAGCGGGGGGCCGCCUUACAGCAUCGCAUCCUGGAGCUUCUGGCUCUGGCGGACGCUGCGGAUCUAUUCCACAAAAAAACGGUGCAGGCUGCUGUGGGUGGAGGCGUGGCCAGUGUGGCAGGCAGCAUUGCAACAAUCACAGGGCUCAUUCUGGCGCCUUUCACUCUGGGUGCCUCUAUUAUUGUCACGGCGGUGGGGAUCGGUGUGGCGACGGCGGGCAGCAUCACCUCAGCAACGGCUAACAUCACAGACACGGUUCACUCCAACAUGGACCGGAAGAAGCUGGAGAAGAUGAUCCAGGGCUACCAGGAGGAGAUCAAAGACAUCAGGGAGUGUAUGGAGUUCGUGCAGGCAGGUAUGGCCACUCUGGAGGAGUGGGACUUUGAGAAAUACUCAGAGAGCGCUGCGAAGAAGGCUAUGAACCACAACCUCAAGCAUGUGAUGAAGGAGGGCGGCCGCGCCGGAAAAGCCCUGAUGAUCAACACCGAUAAGCUCAUCAGCACCGUGCAGAUUUUAGGUGCUGCAGGCGGCGCCGCCAAAGCUGUCCAGGCCAUCAGUGUCACCACAGGGGUCAUGUCGGCGCUCUUCCUCGCUCUGGAUGUUUUCUUCCUCGCCAAAGACUCCCACGAGCUCCGCAAGGGCGCCAAAACUAAGUUCGCCACCAAGAUCAGGGACGUAUGUAAAGAACUUCAAGACGGCCUCCUGGAGCUGAACAAGGUGAAGACUCAGCUGCAGAAGACCAUGGACGGCAUCGAGGUGGAGGAGUACGAGGAGAUUGUGGAGGUUGAGGAGGAAGUUGAAGACGAUUUUGAGUCUGAUCCGAAGAAGCUGGCUGAGCUGGAGCAGGAGCUGGACCUUCUGGAGGAGAAACUUGACAAGAAGGCCGAGGAGGAGCAGCAGAAGAAGAUUAAAGAGCUUGAGGAGGAGCAGCAGAAGAAGAUUAAAGAGCUUGAGAAGGAAAAUCAAAAAAAAAACAAGGAGAAGAUUGUGAAGGACAAAGAGGAGAGGGAGGAGGAAAUGGAGAAAAAGGAUGCGAAUACAGAGGAAAUGAAGCAAAGCAGGAAGGGGAAAGGUGAGGGAGAAGGCAAGAUUGAGACAAAGCUAGAGAAGAUUUCUGAUGAGGAAAAAGAGCAGAAGAAUGAGGAGGUCAAAGCUGCCAGAGAGGAAGUUUUAAAAGAACAAUCUCAGCGAGGAAAGAAAGACAAAGAAGCUGAGAACCGAAUUACAGCUGGUAAAGAAAAGCAUGAGAGCAAGCGAGAUCAGGCGAAAGAAGACAACGGUACAAAUAAAAAGACAGACGAGAAGGAGAAAAAUAAAGCUGGUAAAGAAGACGAGGAGAUGAAGAGCAGAUCAGGCGACUCAAAAGGAGACGACCGGAGCGGAAAAGCAAAAUAUUCUGAGAGGGUCAAGCCGGAGAGAGACAGUGAGAGGAGUAAGAGCAGCAGAGAGGAUGAAGGAGAGAUGAAGCAUGAAUGGAGAUCGUUGAAUAAAGGGCAAGAGGCGGAGAGUGGGAGUACGAGGAGGAACAGCGGCAGGAGCGACAAAGAUCGACCCCACAGGAGUGAACGAGGGAGCAAACACGAAACGAAAGACACCGAUAAAGACAGACAACAAAGCGAGAGGACGGAGAGCUGGAGGAGGACGGAGGACGAGAGAGGGGUGAGGGACUGGAGAGCUGAGAUGGCUAAAAGUAGACAAGGAAGAGAGACAGAGGGGGGGGCGAAAAGGGAAGAUCCAGGAAAAAGCGAUGUAAGGAAGGAGUCGCAUCGAAGUCACGAAGCGGCGACGAGGAGAGAGAGAGAGUGGGGGAGCAGCAGGGAGGAGUCUGACCCAAAGAGGAGUCACCACAGGAGGGACACGGCUCCGCAUGACGAGCACAGGGAGAGGGGAGAGGAGAAGAGAGGGAGCAGGAUCGAGAGCGCGAGGAGGAAGUUUGAGAGAGCAGGUGGGGAGGAGGGGGAGGGGAGGGGGAAGAGGAGGGAGGAGGGAGAGAGGAGAGGAAGUGAGAGAGACAGAGGGCAUGAACACGGCCACCGCGGAUCUCGACCUCGCUCAAAGGUGCUGCUGGAAGACGGUCUGAAUAUUUAGUUUUUAGGAUUUGUUCACAUUGGUCUAAAGUCUUGAAAUCUGGUACGGACAAGUGUCUAACGGUACAACGUUAAAAUGUUUAGAUCACAUGAAACGUCUGUAUUUAGUCUUAGAAUAAUAGUCUUAUAAUAUAGUGAAAUAUAUAGAAAAGAAGGACACAAACACUAAAUACAGAAUGAUUAGAAAAAUUCACUUUUCAGCCAAAAACUUCUUUUGUGUUGUGCUUCGAUGAGCACAAGGUGAUCGAACUGAAACCGCCAAGUCAGGUCGCUGCUUCAGGUAUCAAGAUUCAGGUUGGUAAGAUGUACUGAGAAGCGAAUGUAAAGUAGAAGAUGGGACAGACUAAACCACACUUUACUCCGUCUGAUCUGAGGAAGUCUGUCUUCAUACGUUGGAUUCCUCUCUCCAGUUUCAGAGAAGUCGUUUGUGUGGUAAAACCUGGCCCGUUUGUGGAAAGACCGCAUUCUCAUACAUGAGCGUCAGCAUCACCAGUAACUCUUAAUGUGUGGACGUGUGCCAAUGACUGCGGAUGUCAACGCAUGUGUCAUGGAAGACUUGAACAUUGUUUAAUCGUGAGCCAGUAGUUUGAACUCUUUCAGGUUCCCUGCGAAGUCCGUUCAUGAAACGUUUUCGGUUUAGCUUUACAGAAAGAAAUAAAGACCCUGUGCGUUCAAAUGUGAUUAUUAAAAGUCAUUUUCUGAUAUUGUGCUGAGGGCAAUAAGUUGCAUUAUCGACUUCUGUUUUUCUGGAUAUCACCACUACAAUUUGUCAAAGUCGGACAUCUUCAAAUCUUGUACAUACAGAAGGAGUUUUCACAUCCGUCUUCUUAUUUUACUGCUGAAAGCUGAAACUCUGCUUGUUUAUUAUUCAAAUACUUUUCGCCAUAGCAUCUAUAAAGACAUCUGUAAAUCAGAUUUCGCUGGAAUAUCUGACCUUGACGCAAAUGAUGUCAAAUACAGUGAAGAGGCUGCUACUUUUUGUUGUUUAUGACACAUUUAAAUUGAUAUUUAAAACCUCAACAUGGCGUCUGUUACUUUCUAUAGUUUUGGUGUUUCAGGGUUAAACUAAACACUUUUCUAGGACUCUUUAAGUCCAUAUUGUGCCUUUUCUUAUUGACGUACUGUGUGUGUGUGUGUGUGUGUGUGUGUUUUUAUUUCAUUAAAAUGACCAAUACGAGUGUGAACAGGACAAAAACAGGAAUUAAAUGUAACUGGAUGAUAGAAUAAUUAUUAACAUUUCCGUAAAUUAUGUCAUUAAUUUCUUCUUUUUUUAAGAGUUAGCUGACAAGACAAUUUUGACACUGUGCACUUUAACCAGGCGUCACCGUUUAAUGUAUUUUAUGUCCCUUCUGAAAGAUUGUGUACUGUUUCAGUCCGUCUGUAUUUAUCACCGGUGUCUGUCUCGUAUUUUAAACGUUUACUUUAUGUAUUUUUGUAUUGGUAAAUAUUUUCUAUGGUGCUGGUUUCUUACUGAACAAAUAAAUUAUUAGAGUGAUGCUGUUUAAUUUAGAA
Messenger RNA from Cottoperca gobio, 4601 nucleotides. RefSeq lists its product as uncharacterized. The coding region runs from base 1 to 3090 and encodes 1029 amino acids. Gene Ontology annotation, molecular function: lipid binding. The record is from RefSeq and is a predicted model, not a curated record. Gene Ontology annotation, biological process: lipoprotein metabolic process; lipid transport. Gene Ontology annotation, cellular component: extracellular region; membrane. The transcript has 18 exons. Lineage: Eukaryota; Metazoa; Chordata; Actinopteri; Perciformes; Bovichtidae.